Molecule: messenger RNA, 4675 nt
Organism: Lepidothrix coronata (blue-crowned manakin)
Lineage: Eukaryota; Metazoa; Chordata; Aves; Passeriformes; Pipridae
Gene: EFCAB5
Product: EF-hand calcium binding domain 5
Exons: 19
Coding region: 421-4098 (1225 amino acids)
Molecular function (GO): calcium ion binding
Source: RefSeq, a predicted model, not a curated record
GAUCCUCGAAUCUGAACCUGUCACUGGGCACCUGCAGAUUCUCUACUUGUGCCCUUAAUGUUGUCUGUUGCUAUUCCUAGUCCUUUUUGGAUUUUAUUUUCAGUCAUGUGGUGCAAUGAUCUAAGUUCAGUACAGAAGAGUCUGUUGGGCUGUGCCAAAGCCAAAAGACAACCUACAGCAAUUCUGAUCGUGGAAAGACAUAGCAACCUUUGGGAUUAUUGCUUAGCAACUGCAAACACACAGAGGAGUAAAACUCACAGCCCAGCUCCACAGCAGGUCUGAGAAAUCCCUAAUUCACUUCAAGAUUUUUAAUGGUGGAGAACAGAUGGGCAUGUAUUAAAUUCCUCUUGAUUUUCAAAGCCACUUUGAAUGCAGGAGGAGUAAAAUCUGUUUUGCUACCUGCUCCAAAGUGAUUGAGGUAUGGCUGCUCAUCCAGAAGAAUCAGCAGAGUCUGCAGGUCUGCAAUAUCCCAAACUUGGACAUGAGGAUGGAGCUGCCACAGAAAUGGGAAGCAAUCAGGGGAAUGAUGAACUGCCAUGUCCUAGUAAUUAUGCUUCGUGGAAAGAGUGUUUUUAUGAAAAGGUACAACAAAGGUGUCUGAGGCUGCAGGAGACAAAGGCAAGUGUGAUUGGAGCACAAAAGGCAGAAGAAAAAAAGAUAGAGAAGAGAGAACCCUGUGACUCACUGGCCAGAGAGUGGUACAGCGAAGAGAGAGAGACACUCGAUACUCGCAUCUAUUUGCUUGACAAACUCCUACCUACAUUAAUGCCAGGAGUAGAAAAUCUGCUAAUGGAAGUGGAAAGAAAGCAUGUGCUUGUAUCAGACAAAGACCCAAGCACAUUCGACCCCAUCAAUUAUCUUGCAGAAUAUCUGAUGCGACAUAACCCUCUGUACAGUGUUUCUACCAAACCAGGCCCGUACGUGAGAGGAAUGAGGGUGGUGGCGGAGGAGCUCAAAUCUUUGAUGCGAGGUACAACGUCAGAGAGGCUGGUCAAGAUGAAGGCUGAGGCAAAGGACAAACGUGAGGCCAGGGAGGAGAUGGAAAGAAAGAAGGCUGAGGAGAGAGAGAUGAGGAAGGAGACACUGGCAGCUCUGUUCAAAGGGUGGACAGUGGAUGGCAAGCACAGAAUACCAAUGGCACUGGUUCAGAGUGCCCUGAGGUCUUUUCCAGAUGUCACUGACUCUAUUCCCGAAAAACUGAGAAAAGCAAUCCAGGACAGGAAGCUGGAAAUCUUAAACACAUUGGAAGAAACUUUAAAGCUAGAUGAGUUCACAGAGUUUGUCCUUUCCUACACCGAGCAUGUUUCAAGUGACACAUUCCAAGAAAUCAUGAAAUAUCUCCAUCAAUGUGGUGAGGACUUCCAGGAAGCAACAGAACGAGCUCUGUGGAGGCAAAAUUUUACUGAUCUCUUCCAAGAUUGUGAUUAUGGAAAGGUUGGUGUCUUGGAUAGACAAAAAAUACUGACCCUGCUGAGGGAGUUCUAUGACAGAAGCCCCGUGGCUGACAAGAGGGAAUUGUGGAACCCCAGACAAUGGCCAGUAAUUAAGUUGCAAGAGAUUGAUCUUGUGGAUUUAUGGGGAGGCCUCGAUGACCAAGCAGCAGAGCCGAGUGAUGCUGAAGUGAGCAAGGAAGGUGAGGAUGCUGUGUCAGAGGUGAAAGGCACUGGAUUUGAGGCUGGUGAUUUGGAUGGAGAUACCACACACAGUGAGGAACCCAGCUCCCAGGAAGACAUCAAAACUGAGAAGGAAGCUGAGCCUGGAAGUGCAGAGAGACAGGAUGAAGCUUUCCCAGGAUCAGCCUCUGAUGGAUACAAUCUCAGUAGGGAUGGAGAACCUGGACCUGAAAAACAGGUGGAGGAAGAGGAAUCCAGCCUGGGUAGAGAGCCUGAGAUGGAAGUAAAAAGUGAAGGAGACACAGAUGUGGCAGACAUGGAUGUCACUGGCUCAGAACAGGGUGCUCCAGCUGCAGAGGCUGUGGAAGAAACCCCUGCAGGAAAAGGAAGUUUUUCAAUGCAGCACAGCAGCCAGUUUGACCAACAGACAAGCUCCGAGACAAGGCUGCAGGAUGACAACCUUCUGCAUGAGCAGGGUCCCAGCAUGGCACAGAUUCAGAACCAUCGGGCUCCUUGUACUCAGAGUUCCUUCGGUGCAAGCUGCCUCACCCAGCCACAGUUUGUACAGCUCAUGGAGACGUUUGUUGGCCAAGAUAGUUCUCUGCCUACUGUGAAGAGGCUUAUUGCAUUUAUCAAAGAAGAGUACAAGCAGACAGAGGAGGAAAAAAUGGAACAACUAGAAAAAGUUCACCACAUGGCUCGGGCGGCCCAACGGAAACUGCUUUUGGAGGCACUUUUUGAAAAGUGGGACAGCAAUGGACAUGGGUUCCUGGACCUGGAAGAGGUGGAUGCUGUUCUGAGCAAAUUCAUGGGAGGCACGAAAAAAGAGGCGUUGAUGAAGGCAAAGGCACACCUUUGCUCCCGAUACCCCCAGCUCAGCAGAGUGGAGAUGGUAUCCCCAAAGGUAUUCCAGACCUUCCUUGAGUUAAUUGCUUCUGAGUUAACUGGCAAUGAGGAUGAAUCUAUUGAUAACUUGGUGAGAUUUCUGACCACAAGUGUGGAGCAAAGUCAUAGGGAGUCCUUGCAAAGCUUAACCAGGAGGAAAUGGCUGCAGGAUAUCCAGCAAGCGGCUGAGACCGGCGGAGCAAGGAUGGAAUCGGUGUACAAAGCAGUGUUUAAGGCCAUCUCCCAGGACGCAGAAGCCCAUGGGGGUAACAAGAAGAUCAGUGCCUACAUUGCCCUUUUGGAAGAGAACCAGCUCUCAGCAGAGCAGGGCCAGGUUCUCCUGCGCUAUGUGGCCUGUACUGCGGACGACGCGCCGCAUGUCCUGAACCAGACACUUCACAGACACAUGAAAGGAAUAAGCUUUGCAGCUGUUGAUGAAGGAAAGCCAAUCCAUGUUCCAAGAGUUCAGCUCCACGGAAAUAUCCAUUUCUGGAACUCUGAGCGCCCAGUGGAGGAGAUGAAAGGUUCCCUCCUGGUGCUGCCCUUGUAUGAUGCUCGCUGGAGAGUCUUUGGCAUUCUAGGACUUGACACUCUUCAAGACCAGUGUGACAAAACCAUCUUUCUGACCCAUGAGAUCAUUUUCUACCAGGGAGUUUCCCAUGCAUUCAGCAAAGCCUACCACCAUAUCUGCACACGGGAAAAUGUCCUACAAAUGGCUGUUUAUGCUCUGGGCUGGUUGUACCCCAGGACACCCAGCAUCCACGCCGUCACGAUGUACCUGGUGGAGCCUGCCAAAGACAAGGCUCUGUGCAAGAUGAUCACUACAGAUAACACAGGACAAAAAGAAAUCCAUAGCUCUCCUGCUCUUCUCCUCAGAGAAGAAAACCUGCUAAGGGAUUACCUGUUUAGGUGCACAGACAGUUUAGAGGCCGCUCUCACUGCUGUCCGUGGAGAACAGCACAUUGCAGUACCUCUCCACGACCUAUCAAGACAAGCUCUUGGCAUAUUUGAUAUCAGCAUUGGACACCAUAAGAAAUUACCACCUCAGGAACAGAAAGACCUGCAGAAAAUGCUAAAGAUGGUCCAAGCUGCCUGCUUGGAGAUCCUGUGGAGGUCUCUAGAGGAAACAGAACCAACCUAUGUGCUGGAGGCAGAACGGGUGGCAAACGUGAGGCACCCAGGGUUUCUGUUCCAGCGGUUCAUGCUGCAGGACCUGCGGGAGUGUGUCGGGAAACUCAGUGCUGAGAGCUUUGCUGGAGUAAAGAGCUGUGCAGAACCCCCAGCUCUGCUACACGACAUAAUUAAGGCUGUGCUGUUGCUUUUGCAUCCAGACUGGAAGGGCUCAGAGGAGAUCGAGAACUGGAGUCAGUGUAAACUGAAACUUGAUGACAAUUUGAUUCAGGAGAUUUAUUGCUUUGAUCCAACUGCUGCAUCUGUGCAAAUUCAAGCAGAGCUGCUGGACUGCAUCACUGGUGUCCCUCGAGCGGCGGUGUGGCAGCAGGGCUGUGCUCCAGCCGAGUUCCUGUACCACUGGGUUCACACCUGCCUGGCACUCGCAGAGAUCACAGGGAGCCAACACAGUGAAAAACCCCAUCCUUAGUUCCUUUUGGCAUCCAGUUGUUGUGUGCCUCCAAUUAAAUCUCUUAAUUCCUCGUCUAACCCUCGUGAUUCUAGUAUUUCACAAAUUUUAAAAUUUAAAUUAACUGUUGUUUUUCUAUUUUUUUAAGCAUAGCCACCAAGUAUUUGUUGUUAAGAUGGUUGAAGUUUGUUAGGGAUUACUAGUUAAAAUGAUAGGAAGUCUGUUAAGGAUUAUUAAGAAAAAGUAAUAAAAACAUUAAAGGAAACUAUUUUUCUAAUAUAGCUACUGAAUUUUAAAGGUUUGAAUAAAGUUUUGGGUGUUUUUAAGCGGUGACUUUAUGACUCCCAAGCUACAAUCUCAUAAAUGAUACAGCAAAAAUUUUCAAGAUUCAGUCACCUUAAAUGACUUUUUCAGAAUAAUUUUAAACAGAGGUUAUUAAUCAGCAUUUUGUAACAUUCUUCUGAACACGCUACAGAAAAGCCCAACACUGUUAAUAUAACACAAAAAGCUUUCUUAUUGGGAUAAAGCUUGAUAUUACAGCAACUGCACUGUCGGCAGCGAGAUUUCAUCUUUCCAAUAACGUCCCUUUUGGCAGAAU